Molecule: messenger RNA, 780 nt
Organism: Tripterygium wilfordii
Lineage: Eukaryota; Viridiplantae; Streptophyta; Magnoliopsida; Celastrales; Celastraceae
Product: acyltransferase-like protein At1g54570, chloroplastic
Exons: 3
Coding region: 18-470 (150 amino acids)
Cellular component (GO): membrane
Source: RefSeq, a predicted model, not a curated record
AACCAGAAUUCGUGAGAAUGACAGCACGGUUUGGGGCCACGAUUGUACCAUUUGGGGCUAUAGGAGAAGAUGAUAUGUUUGAACUGGCUCUUGAUUACAAUGACUAUAUGAAAAUUCCUAUGCUUAAUGACUAUAUCAGGGAUGCCAGUCGUAAAUCAAUGAGAAUCAGAGACGAGAGUUUUGGGGAAGUAGCCAGCCAAGAUAUAUUUGUUCCAGGCAUUUUGCCGAAGAUAUAUGGCUGGUUUAACUAUCUAUUCAGGAAGCCUAUAGAAACAAAGGGAAUGGAAGAGGCACUGAAAGAUAAAGAAAAUGCGAAACAACUGUACGAUCAGAUAAAAUACGAAGUUGAAAGCAACAUUGCUUAUCUGUUGAAGAAGCGAGAAGAGGAUCCUUACAGAAAUACUCUUGACAGAACAUUGUACCGAAUGUUGCAUUCUCCUUUACAUGAAGUUCCAGCAUUUAAGCCUUGAAAAAGUUUUUUUUUUCUACAUCUGCUCUUGUCGGUCUGAACAUUAUAUGAUUUGUACGCAACAAGGUAGAGAAGUGCAUUAUGCUGAGAUCUUCACAAGUUAGUAAAUGUCUAUACCUUUAUGUUUUACUUCCAUAGAAGAUUUGUGAUAUUCAUCUCUGUAUCUUCAUGUUUUUCUUUGAUAGAAGAGAAAAUCUUCAUAUGAAAUAUGACUUUCUAGCUUUUUGGUUACUGUCAGUAUCAAGUCAACCAGAUGAAAUGUGUGUGUAGGGUUUGGCACAUAAAUACCACACUGAAUGGCUCUUAAUGCA